Molecule: messenger RNA, 3900 nt
Organism: Mytilus californianus (California mussel)
Lineage: Eukaryota; Metazoa; Mollusca; Bivalvia; Mytilida; Mytilidae
Product: transmembrane anterior posterior transformation protein 1 homolog
Exons: 11
Coding region: 121-1839 (572 amino acids)
Biological process (GO): maintenance of protein localization in endoplasmic reticulum; positive regulation of cilium assembly
Cellular component (GO): ciliary basal body; endoplasmic reticulum membrane
Source: RefSeq, a predicted model, not a curated record
CUUAGAUUUGUUUACAGACGAAACGGUGAAAGUGAAAAUGCCUUGCUACAUAUCGCAUUUGUUUGAUUUCUCCCAGUACCUUUAAGAGAUUCCGACUGGCAGCAAAACCAAAGACUAAAAAUGAAUAGUACUUCGAAUCAGCAGACACCUCGGGUGUCAGUGUUUGGAUAUUUUAAAUCUGAGUUGACAAGAGGUUACCUGUUGGAAAGGGAUCAAGAAAAAUUUACAGAAAGAAGACAGAGAGUGUAUACAUUUAUGAAAACACCAAGGGAACUUGAAAAGUUCUUGCUUUAUGGGUAUUUGCACUGCAUGGAUGCAUUCCUAUUUAUUUUUACAUUCCUACCUCUCAGAAUAGUUGUAGCAUUCCUCAAGAUAUUAACUCAUCCAUGUGGGUUACUCUCAUCAAGGACCAGACAUAUAUUAGAGCCAGCCCAAGCUUGUGAUAUUCUAAAGGGUAUUAUUCUAGUGGUAUGCUGUAUUAUAGUCAACUAUAUAGACACGUCCAUGAUGUACCACCUAGUUAGAGGUCAAGCUGUUAUCAAACUGUAUGUCUUCUAUAACAUGUUGGAUAUGGCAGAUAGACUGUUUUCAAGUUUUGGACAAGAUAUUUUAGAAGCAUUAUUCUGGACAGCAACAGAACCAAAAGAUAGAAAGAGAGAACAUGUGGGGGUCAUACCACAUCUUAUAUUGGCUAUUAUUUAUGUCAUUAUACAUACAUUGUUGAUUUUGUUCCAGGCUACUGUAUUGAAUGUAGCAUUUAAUUCUCACAACAAAGCUUUGUUAACGAUAAUGAUGUCAAAUAAUUUUGUAGAAAUUAAAUCUAACAUGUUUAAGAAGAUAGAUAAAGGUUUUCUCUACCAUAUAGCCUGUAGUGAUGUAAAGGAAAGAUUUGUAUAUGUUAUACUGCUGAGUGUAGUCUUCAUUAGAAAUAUGACAGAGUUCUCCUGGAAUCCAGAUCAUAUUUGGGUGAUCAUUCCAGACGCAGUUUUAGUAUUAGUAGCUGAGUUGUUCGUAGACUGGAUUAAACAUGCUUUCAUAGUCAAGUUUAAUGAAAUACCAGCUGAUGUUUACCAUUCCUUCUCUGUAAGACUAGCAGAAGACCUUGUGGCCAACAGACAGAACAGGGCUUACAUAGAUUAUUCUGAUCUGUUGGCAAGGAGGAUGGGAUUUACACCACUACCAUUAGCCUGCCUACUGGUCAGGAUAUGUACCAGAUCAUUUAAGAUAUCAGGUUCUCUUGGUAUCUGUAUUAUAAUUGCUUUAUAUUUAUGUUUGAUGACAUUUAAAGUCCUAACAAGUAUAAUAGUCCUAGGUAAAGCCUAUGAUCUCAUUAAAGACAAACCGAAGGAAACAGAAACAACAAACCCUACAGAGAAACAAUGUUCAACAGAAUCAAGCGAUGUAUUUGCUGACUCUUCGCAAAUUCUAACACAGUCCAGCUUUGUGGAUAAUAUUGGACCUGAUAUCGAAAAACAGCCAAAAGGAAAUCUUAAUAAUUCUUUGAAAAGUAACAGCUCUAUUUCAGAAAAGUCUAUGACUAGCGACUUAUCCACAGAAAAUGUGACUUUAUCAGGUGACCAUAUGACAUCAAUACAAACAGUAUUUACAGAAGAAAUAAAUAUUUCUAAAUCAGAAUUAUUUUCUCAAGAAUCAGUAACAGACAGUUAUAUAAAUGAGGGAGAUGAUACAGUAAUUUUAGAAGAGAAAAAGGAUAAAAAUGAAGAUACUGUUCAUGAUACUGAUAAACCUGUUAAAUCUUAUGAUAAUCCUAGAGAAGAUGAAGUUAGGCACAGAAAAAUUACUGUAGAGAAUAAAGAUUUAAGUCCUGAAUAUUUAUAAAUGCAACAACAGCUUCUAUUUUACUACUGUUGGAAGAAAAUAAUGUGCAAUUAAUGUUUGUCUUAUCUACAAUAUAGGUAGUUCAAAGCUAGAGACAGGUGUUACUUUUCAGGGUCGUUGUUAAGAUGUUGUAUACAGCUAUUAUAUAUCAAGGGUAUUAAAAAGCAGAGACAAUCCAUGAUUAUAACAUACAUACCUCAUGAUUAAACUCUGGCGAGGCAAAAUGUUUAUGAUGUCAAGAUCUACCUACAAUCCAUUUAGACCAAAAUUGUCAGACAAUUUUUUAUAGGAGUUAUUAUCGAUUUGUUUUACAGAAGGUUUGAAACUUGAACAAUAAAAUACUUUGAAUUGAAUUGAAUUGAAUUGAAAUCACAAUUUUUACUAGUUUUGGCCAAUUAACUUAAAAACUAUAAUGGAUAGACAGAAACUGUCUAGCUAAAAGAAUCAAAUAGACUAAAAUACAAUGUGACCAAUGCACGAUCCUUGGAGCCCUUGUUUGUUUUUAGCUUUUAGGUAUUAUAUCAUACAAAUGGUUUUCAAUUUUCCUUUAUUUAAAGUUAUUUUAGUAUUUUUUUGUUUCUGCUGCAAAGCUACCACGUCAGUUCUAGUACCUGUCAAUUCACCUUUUAUUAAGAUUUUUCAGGUGAGGCUUUUCUGUGUGUUCAAUCCUGUUGUUUUUUGUGCUUUACCACCAUUCCUAGCUAACAUGUAUUGUUAUUAUUAUUAUUGUUAUAUUUUUCUACUGUAUACAUAUACCAGAAAACUUUAUCUUUACAGUUUUAAAUUAAUAUUUUAUUUUAUUUCCAUCUUUAGCAUAUCUUGUCGAAAAGGCCAAGAAGAGCUAAUUACUUCAACUGAUAACUUUUGUCUAUCUUAGGUUCUUAAUGAACUUAUGAAACAUUGUUUUGUACAAAAUAACUUUUGAUAAAACUUAAUUUGAAUGAUUGCUUUGGGUAUGAAAACCAGUUUAACCAUUCUUAGUCAAGUUUAACAUUGGGGUGAAAUAGUUUUAAUAGUAAACAGUAAUCAACAAUAUUAAAAGACAAAUACAAUGAUCUAACACAUGUAUGUUAAACUGACAAUUACAUCAAACUUUUUAUGAAAAAAAUCAUAAUAAAACAUAAUUGUAAAUAAAAUUAAAAGAGUAAAGAUUUUUCUUUGGCCAUAUGAUCUGUGAUUACCAUCUAACUAUUUUCAUGCACAUCUCAUCUAAGUAGGGCCAUACAAAAACAAUUACUAGCUUCUUAGGCCAAUUUAAAAAAAAAUUUUGAUGUACAAAAUUUAUUAAAUAUUAUGAAUAAAAGGAGAUGUUGGUUGUAUAUCAAUUAGACAGCUAUCCAUCGAAAAAAAAUAACUAACUAAAAGAAGUCACGCGAGCAACAUACAGUCUUCAAAAAUAGACAGGUGUCUAUACAAUAUGUCAAGUGGUAAAUCUUCCUGAGUCUAUUAAAGUUUUGAAUAAAUUAAACAGAACCACUCUCAAAGAUCUACUAUCAACACAAAAUACUUGAGAAAGAACACUAAGGUAAUCAUGAUGAAGUAAAUUGGUAAUAUCAGUCCGGGAAAACUCUGAAUUCGGCAACGUUGUCAAAUUCGGCAACGUUGCGGAAUUCGGCAACCUUGGUUAUUUAUACAUAUCUAACUACAGUUAACCAUCAAUACUUGUCAUUUUUAAACAGCUGAUAAGAAAUUAUAAUAGUAUAUAAUCAGUAUCUUAUACUUUAUUUUUUGCAAUAACAAGAUUCUGCCAGAAUAAGAUCUACCCAAGUAAGACUUAUGAAGCAAAUCACAUGCCUUCAAAUACUAGACAACAACAGAUCUGAAUAAAACAUUUGUAAAGAAAUAUUUUAAUGUUAAUGUAAUUUACAUGUUUAUAAAUGUUGCUUUUUGUGACACCGUCAGAUUUACUGACUUAACACCAUAGAGGGUGCUUUGAUUUAAUUAUUUAUGUAAUGAAUUGUUUUUUGUGCUUCUCUCUACUAUGCAGUAUGGCUUUUGAAUAUGUAUGAUUAUAUAAAAAAAGAUUUUUGUGGAAUUUACAAAAUAAAAAAAAAUAUUAUA